Molecule: messenger RNA, 1252 nt
Organism: Prorocentrum cordatum
Lineage: Eukaryota; Dinophyceae; Prorocentrales; Prorocentraceae
Source: the annotation of a GenBank genome assembly
GCCACGCCGCCGCCGCACGGCGGCGGCGGGGACGACGGCCUCGACCCGGGCCUCGCGGGCGAGGGCGGGCCGGCGCGGCCGCCCGCGCGGGGGCGCGGGCGCGGCUCUGCCGCGGCGGCCGCCCCCUCCGCGCCCGCCUCCAGCGACGACCUGCAGACCGAGGCGGCCAGCGACGUAGACGCGCCGCCGCUCCCGCGCAGGCACGCCAGGAAGCAGGCGCGCGCCAGCCAGGAGGCGGCGUCGCCGACGCGCAGCGGCGGGGGCGGAGACAGCCUCGACCUGGACCUCUCGGACGAGGGCGGGCCGCCAGCGCCGCCUCCGCGAAGGCGUGGGCGUGGCUCUGCUGCAGAGUCCGCCUCGACGACCCCCGCUGCUGGUGACGACUUGCAGAUGGAGGCCGCCGGCGAGUUGGACACGUCGCCGCUCCCUCGCAGGCACGGCGGCCAGCAGAAGCACGGCAGCAAGGAAGCGGCUCCGCCGAUGCGCAGCGCUGGCGGGGACGAGAGCCUCGACCUGGACCUCUCCGACGAGGACUCGCCGUCGGCGCCGCCUCCGCGGAGGCACGCCGACAGGGAGGAGCCUGCCGCCACGCAGCAGGCCAUCGGCACAACGCCGGCUCCCGACGGCGACGACCUGGACCUGUCCAUGCCCGACGAGGGCGAGACUCCGCCGUCGCCAGUGCGCUUCAAGCGAGAGGCCCCCCACAGGCAGGGCACGACCUCUGCUCCUCCCCUCCGUGGUGCUCCGGAGGCCUCCUCCGCCGCCCACGCGGCGGCCAGCGAGGCGAGGCCGCGGGCGCGCAGGCGCCUCACGCUGGGGCGAGCGGCCGAGGAGGACGCCUCCAAGGAGGCCUCCAAGGAGGAUGCAGACUUCUCCAGCUCCGACGGGGAUGCAGUGGGGGCGGACGAGACCACCACGACGACGGUCGGAGGACGCCAAAUAUACACCUACGCCGAUCCUGCCCAGGUCGAUUCUGAGCCCAGCAUCGGUGCACGUGGCUUCCUGGCCAUGCUGGGAGGGCGUGCAGUCAACACCAGCCUUCUGGAGAGCAUCUGAAGCAGUGAAUUCCAGAAUUUUUCCAUUCUGGGCAUCCUUUGUACGUUUUCUGCGUCCCUGGCCCAGGGGUGCCCCAGCAUGAGCGUGUUUAUUUAUCGCUUGGGGCAUGACAGGCGUCAUGGCUCCCGCCUCCCCCCCCCCGCCGCCCUCCCCCCUUUGACGUAACGCCCGCCGCCCCGUCGCUCGUUGCUCGUCG